Pecten maximus is the source of this 6707-nucleotide messenger RNA. RefSeq names its product zinc finger protein 62-like. The record is from RefSeq and is a predicted model, not a curated record. The transcript has 3 exons. Gene Ontology annotation, molecular function: DNA-binding transcription factor activity, RNA polymerase II-specific; RNA polymerase II transcription regulatory region sequence-specific DNA binding. NCBI's taxonomy places the organism in Eukaryota, Metazoa, Mollusca, Bivalvia, Pectinida, Pectinidae. Gene Ontology annotation, cellular component: nucleus. The coding region runs from base 830 to 4927 and encodes 1365 amino acids. Gene Ontology annotation, biological process: regulation of transcription by RNA polymerase II.
UUCCGGCGGAAAUCAUCAUCAUUCGCUGGGUCGGAUUAUAUAUCAUUUUUGUUAUUUUGCGAAAUAAUAACCGUCAUAUCUGAAGAUUGAAGCCAACUGAUCGGAAACCAUCUUUGCUAUAAUUUACAUAAGGAAGGAAUGGAAUGAUGGAAGAAAACUAACAAGAUACAACUGCACACCCAGUAAGAUUUUAAAGGGACACAACUCUUAUCCAGAAUGUCUAUUCAUUCAGCAGACGACCUGAUUCAACUUGCAGAAGCAUCUGAAAGAGUUCGAGCUGGACAAGAAGGGGUUGAUUGUCAAACUGGACCAAGUGGUGAUGUAGGGGACUGUAGGUCAAAAUGAAGCUGGAACUCCAGGUCCUCUUGGGGUGGGAUGUCAAGGGGACAUUAGCCACUCUCUAUGUAUACAAGCAGGAAGUAGUCAUUUUGAAGGAUCUGAUCAAAUUGUCAGCAUAUCGGAUGGAGACCAGCAGACACAGACAAUAAUUUUACAGGAGUCUGAGGAGCUAGGAAGCAUUCUUCAAGAAGCUGGAGUAGUUCAUAUUAUUGUACAGGACGGGGAUGGAACUAGCACUACCAGUGAUCAAGGGGAGACAACAACAGUCAUCUCUGACAACAUUGGAGAACUGCUGGAUAGAAUAGCCAGUAUCACUGGUGAAUCUGUUGGAAAGGACGUAGCUUCAUCUAUUGCUAAGGAUAAUGUGGGCUCUGUCAGUAUAGCAGAAGAAGACAUAGUUGAUAAAAUUACAGGAAAUGAAGAAAAAAAAAUUGAUGAGAGUGUUUUGCAAAACAAUAGCAUUAUUACCCAGGAAACGGGGCAGUUUAGCAUGUCCAUAAUGCAAAAAGGUGAAGAGUACAGAGUAACUGUUGUGCAGGAUGGAGGUCAGCACACAUUCCAAGAAAUGAAAAUGGAUGAACAGCCAGGUGGGGUAUCUGUCAAGAUAGAGGAAGACAAAACUAAAACUGUAAAAACUGAGGAUACUUCAGGGGAGCACAAUGAUGACGGCAUUAGAGAUGAGCAGUCAGAAAAUGAUGAAGAAGAGGAGCCAGUCAACAACACGAAAAAGAAAAAUAGAAAAAAGGCAAAGAAAAAACUGAAGAAAAAACAGAGUCUUUUGAAUACAAGUCAGGUCAAGCUUGUUGCAAAUGAUGAAACAAUACUGUCAAAAAAGGUGCGUUCAAUCAAGUGUGAAGGUUGUUGUGAAACGUUCCAGGAUCAGGCUACAUUUAAGGAACACAGGUUAGCGAGUGGGGAGAAGCCGUUUACAUGCCAUGAAUGUAAAUUGGACUUCGUGUGGAAAGUUGACCUUGUCCGACACAAUCGUGAAAAGCAUGUAUAUAUGUGUACAGAAUGUAACAAGUUGUUUCCAACCAAGACCACAUUAGAUGUUCAUCUCUUCCAGACGCAUAACAAACCAACACCCCAUCACUGCAAUGACUGCAACAAGAAGUUCCCAUCAGCAGAGGAACUGGAAGAGCAUAUUGGAUGUCAUCAGAGCGACUCCAAAACCAAGUGUGAAACUUGCGGGAAGAUGUACGUUACAAAGUAUCUUCGUCAACACAUGCUUCAACACAACGGCACAAAACCAUAUAUAUGUGACAUCUGUGGAAUGGGCUUCACCACCAAGCGGUCUGUCACAUUCCACAAGUCAAUUCACUCUGGUGACAAGCCUUAUGAAUGUGACAUCUGCCACAAGACAUUUCGACUAGAAGCACUUGUCCGAUCUCACAAGAGAACACACAUGAAGAGCAAACCAUUUCUGUGUUCAUUCUGCGGGAAAGGCUUCACUUCAAAUUCAGACUUACAGCGCCAUUUACAGGUUCAUACGUCGGCAUGGAAGUUUAAAUGUUCUGUCUGUGAUAAAGGGUUUGGACAGAAAGGUCAGCUUGAUACACAUUUUCGUAAGCAUACUGGUGAGAAACCUUUCAAAUGUGACCAGUGUCCCUGUUCCUAUCGAAGCUGGAAAAGUCUGAAAGAUCACAAGAAGACUCAUCUGGCUAUAAAGCCGUACACAUGUGAGGUUUGUGGAAAGGGAUAUAUCCGUAAUGCUCUUCUUCAGCAGCACAUGCAGAUUCAUGCGAAAGCUGAGAUUAAAUGUAAAACAUGUGGGAUUAUCAUUGAACGGUUGGAUCUGUAUCGGGAACACAUGAAAGAGCAUAGAGAAGAGAAAGAAAAAUCAUGCAACUAUGAAUGCCAUAUCUGUCAGAAAAAAUUCUACAUUCAGGUUCGUUACCAAAGACAUCUAGAUCUUCAUAAUGAAAGAGGAACAACCAUAUUCCCUUGUACAAUCUGUUCAAAGCGAUUCAAGUCACAGACAAUUUUAGAUUCUCACAGAAUGAAAAAACACAAUUGUCUUCCAUCUAAUGUACCUUUGCAACAACAGCAACAGAUUCCACAGCAGCAGCAAGCAAAUCAGUUUCUGGAAACCAACCAGCAACAGAUGCAGCAACAAAUUCCAGAGUCUCAAUUCAAUCAUCAACACCUUCACCAGACACCUCCCCAGCACCAGGCACAACAGCAGACCACCACUCAGCAACCUAUGCUGGCUCCCCCUCAACACAAUCAGCAGUCGCAACUCUCGCAUCUGCAAAAUACUCACCAGCCUCCGCAACAUGCACUGCUGAAUCAACAACACAUACCACAGCAACAGUCACUUUUAAAUCCUCAACAGCAUCCUCAACAGCAUCCUCAACAGUCACUACUUCCGCAUAUUCAAAAUCCUCAACAAAUUCCUCAUCUUCAAAAUUCCCCACAGCAGUCACUUGCUCCCCAGCAGUCUCCACAGCAGUAUACCGAUCUGUCACAAGUUCCUCAUCAUCACUCUCCUCAGCAACAUCAGCCGUCUCUUCUAUCCCAGGAACCUGUGUUGGUAGAGCAGACCCAGCAUUCAGUGUCUCCUCUACAGAGUCACACACAGUCAGUGGAGCAGACAGCCAUCCAGGUCGCCCCCCAGUCCAUACAAGGUAACAUCUUCACCUGUACACUCUGCCAAAGAACAUGCGACAAUGCUGAAAAAUACGAGAGCCAGCGUACCCCAGGGAAUUUUAUAUGUAUCAAAUGCCAUCUAAAAGAAGGCUCAUCUAUGAACAAAAUCAGAUACAAGUGUGCCAUUUGUGAUCGGCUUUUCAUUGACCUACAGAAAGCACAGCUGCAUAGUAAGGCCCAUGCAAAUACUCCCGAAGUAUCGGUCAGUGUUACGGACUCAACUGACCAGACAUACAUGGUACAGAUUGUGGAUGGUGAUGGAGAUAAGGGAGGUAAUAAGGUCAUUCACUACUGUGAUAUAUGUGGAAAGGGAUAUACAUGGAUCAACAGUCUCCACAGACAUAAAAAACUCCACUGUACAGAAAAUCUCAAGAUUAAAAACACAAGCUUCAAAAAUUAUAAGUGUGAGAUUUGCGGUAAGGGAUUCACUUGGAGGUCCAAUCUGAACCGCCACAAACAAACACAUCGUGAUAAGAUUAUUUACAUUUUCCGUACUGACGGGGAAGAUAUGACCUUGGAGGAGGAUACUACCAUGACUGAUAAACCUUUCAAUGUAACAGGCAUCGAGGGGACAGAUUAUCUGGAAAUGGAUUCAACGUAUGAGGAUCAGUUAGUUGAGGAACAAGUUGAUUGUAAGGAUAAUGAUAAGACUUUCACCUGUGAUGUGUGUGGAAAAUCGUUCUUGUGGCAGAGCAGUAUGAUCUCUCAUAGGAAUUCACACUUUGCUUUCAAUAGUCAGCCAAACAUUGGAAACACCAUGACUUACUCUAACAAUAUCCCUAGUCUUACUACGACUCCAAAUAAAAUUGAUCCAGUGAGUGACCUAAACAACAUAGGUACCCUGAUUCAGGCCAGUAAUACUAUAGUGAUGCAGUCAUCGGCAAACGACCUGAUGGCUAUGAACAACCCCGGAAUAACUCAUAUUGUGCCAAACAUGCAUCUGCCAAACACAAGCACUGGAAAUAUAAACACUGUCGGAACAGUUGUUCAGGUAGCACAGAGUGGCUUUGUCUGUGAUGUGUGUGGUGUAGACUUUUUCUCACAGAAAAAUUUAGAAUCUCACAAACAAGUCCACCUCAUUCCAGAAGUAGUUAUAGGCUAUUCGGAAACUAACCAUAUGGAAUAUCCAGCACUUCCCUCGGACAAAAAAUUUACCUGUGAUAUCUGUGGGAAAGGCUUCAGUUGGAGUAACAGUUUGAGCCGUCAUAAACAGGUCCAUAAGCGACAGGUAUCUUCAUUGGUUCCAGGCACAAGUCUGUCUGAACAAGAAGAUAUGCAGAAACCUUUCAAAUGUGACUUCUGUGGGAAAGGAUUUGCACGGAGAGACAACCUAAACUAUCAUAAACGGAUCCAUCAGGGUGCUAAACCAUACAGCUGUCACAUUUGCGGGAAGUCCUUCAACUGGGGUUCGUAUUAUAAACAGCAUAUGGUAAUGCAUAAGGGAGAUAAACCGUACGUUUGUAAAUACUGUGGAAAGGCAUAUGCCUGGAAUCUGCUGUUACAAAACCAUGUGAGGACUCAUACUGGAGAGAAGCCUUUUCAAUGUGAAAAAUGCAAGAAAAAUUUCCGUCAACGAUCUCAUCUAGCUGUCCACAUGAGGAGUCAUUCAGGUGAAAAGAUGAGCCAAUGUGAUGUUUGUAGUAAAAAGUUUUUUGACUCGUCAUCUCUCCGACGCCAUAUGAGGAUUCAUUCAAAGGAGAAGCCGUACAAAUGUGAAAUAUGCAAUAAACAAUUCUCAGAUAGCUCGAAUCUCAAAAGUCACAUGCGCAGACAUACAGGAGUUAAGCCAUUCGAGUGUGGAGCCUGUGGAAGACUGUUCAGCGUAAAGCAAAACCUGACACGACAUUUCAUAGUACACAGAAAAGAAGAGGCUAUCGCCAAAGAAAGGACAGAAAUGAAUGCCAAAAAAUCGAAGCAAUCGGAACAAAAUCUUCUCUGAACAAUGAUCAUGAUGAACAUUAGAUUAAUGUGUAUAUACAUGUUGGCCAAUAUAUGAUAAAUUAAUGCCAAGCAAGAUUUAGCUAAGUAAAUCCAAACUUAUAGCUUUCACACCUUCUGUAUGUAUCUUAGAAAUCAAUUUCUGGCUGAUUGGUUUAAUUUCCUCUUCUUUUAUUAUUUUUGAUAAAAUCCCAGAUUGAUCUUAGCUGUUUUGAUCAUUAAAGGGAAUAAAUAAACAUACAGUAUGUUUAUAUAACUACUACAUGUGUCCACCACUAAAAGUUCUCAGUACUCAUUAAGAAAAUAAUGUGGAAAAUCAUAAUUUAAAAAAAGAUAUUUUAUUGUCAUUCAAAUAUUAAAAUUGAUAUUAUUUUUAUUGAUUUUCAGAUUAUUGUUCAGAGAUAUCAUACAUUUGUUCUGAAAAUGUGUAAUGAUAACAGCAUCAUAUUCAAUAAUGAAAUAAGAAAAUACAUAUAGAUGAAAGUGUAUUAUAUAUAUAAUAAUAUAUAUAUAAACUAAUUUAAUAAAGGAAAAAUGUGAAAUACUAUAAUUAUAAAAUGAAUCAAAGUAUUUAUCCAGUAAUUAAUCCAUGUCUAGUAGUAAGCCAAUCCGGGAUCCAUAUCUUAUGUAGUUCAAUUAAAAUGCCAACAUUAUACAAAACACAGAUCCAGAGACAUUGUUAGAUUGUAUUUAUUGACAAUAUUAUGCAAUCGGGGUGACAGAUAAAUAGAAUGGUGCCAUGAAUAUUUAUCUGUCACCCAGCUGGUUGCAUUUAUAUAAGUAAUAUAAUAUUGUCAAUGAAUACAAUCUAACCAGCGUUUGUUAUACAUUAUUGUAUUUACAUUUACCUGUGUUAAAAUUUGUCUUUCUUAAGUUAAUACAUUUUUUAUUUUCACCAAUAUCUCUGUAUGUUCAAAUUUAAAUCCAAUUCCUUUCUGUGAUUGAUUUCCAAACAAUCUAGCACACAGUACAAAGCCUUACUGUGAUGAUGAUUAACAUAGCGCCACAAUGACGUCAUAGUUAGUAAUAGUAAUGCAAUUGUAUGCAAUAGUUAUCCUUGCUGCGUUUGAUUCAUUUGUAGCAUGUAGCGAAGCAUUUCCAUGACAUAACAUAACAUAACAUAAUGCCUUGUGAUCUUGACUGCAUCUAUAUAUGCUUAUCUUCGGGAAAAGAGCCAACGCCAUUAUUCUAAUUUAGGUUCUGUGGGUUCCUUAAUCCCGGCUUGGAUACCUCUGAGUAUGCAGGGCGAUUGAGAAUGUGGGUAAAUAUAAAUUGUUAGAAUUUCUGGCAUGUUGAUUUAAAGUUUGUCAUUGCAUUUACUCAAACAGUUUUGGUUUGGGUUAGGGAAAGCCUAGCCCAAACCCUAACCAACAGUUUAUAGCUAAUAUUCAUCAUAUCUGAUGUGACGUUUCAUGGCAUGAUUACAACUUUUCAUUUGAAAAUGAAAAAAAAAAAAUUUUGUUUGCUUGUAGCAAGUUCAUUUUUUCUGUAGCCUUCAAAAUCCCUGAACAAUUUUGUAUAAGGUGAGACUAUCAUUUUAUCAUUAACAAUACAAUGUCAUGAGUGUAUAUAGAAAAAAAAAAAAAAUCUGGCUGGACAACAUAUAUAGAGGUCAUAUUCAAGUCGGAGAUAUCCGAUGUACCAGGUAAUUUUGAAGGACUGACAUAACUAGAUUAUUUGCUUGUUCAUAUUUUCAGUUAAAGAUGAUGCUCUCUGUGACAUGUGUACCUCCGUUUAAAUGAGUUCCAUAUAAAGAAGCUUUUACCAGCUUGUAAAUGUGA